AGUGGGUCAGAAGCACACGUUGUGCUCAGGCAAUUCCAUGUGCCCACAUGGAUGAUUGGAGACUUAUUAGAGGACUCAAAACUCCUACAGCCAAUUUGUGCCAACUAUACCAAAAUGCUUUACCUCUUUACAAUUUACACACAUUCAAGAACAAAUACCAACCACAACAACAAACAAUGAAUCUCCUCUUCUUCUUCUUCUUCUUCUUCUAAGUUAGUUUUUUUGUUUUUGUUUUUGUUUUUCUUUCGGAGAAAUUUGAGAGAGACCCAGAAAAGUAUUUGAUCUCUAAAGUGAUUCCUUUAGAGGAAAAUAGUGAAAAUGAAGGAAAACAAUGAUGGGUUUGUGAGAGCAGAUCAGAUUGAUCUGAAGAGCUUGGAUGAGCAGCUUGAGAGGCACUUGAACAAGGUUUGGACAAUGGACAACAAGAACAAGAAGAGAGAAGAGGAAGGUAAUACUAAUAUUAAUAAUAAUAAUAAUAAUAUCAACGAUCUUCCUCCUCUUACAACCAUUAGUGCCAAGACUUCUUCUUUGUUGAGCCCUUUGAAGCAGAGGCAACAUUGGGAGAUUGAUCCCUCGAAGCUCCUCAUCAAGAGUGUUAUUGCACGUGGCACUUUUGGGACCGUUCAUCGUGGUGUCUACGACGGCCAAGAUGUCGCCGUUAAAUUGCUUGACUGGGGUGAAGACGGCCACAGGACGGAAGCUGAGAUUGCUUCACUAAGAGCAGCUUUCACACAAGAAGUUGCUGUAUGGCAUAAACUUGAUCACCCUAAUGUUACCAAGUUUAUAGGAGCAACAAUGGGUUCAUCAGAACUGCGAAUACAGACUGAAAAUGGUCAAAUUGGCAUGCCCACCAGCGUCUGUUGUGUUGUUGUGGAAUAUCUUCCCGGGGGUGCUCUCAAGUCUUUUCUCAUAAAGAACAGGCGAAGAAAGCUAGCUUUUAAGGUUGUCCACCAGCUGGCUCUGGAUCUUUCUAGAGGCUUGAGUUAUCUUCAUUCACAGAAGAUUGUUCACAGAGAUGUAAAGACAGAGAACAUGCUCUUGGACAAGACUCGCACUGUAAAAAUAGCUGAUUUUGGGGUUGCUCGUGUUGAGGCUUCGAAUCCAAAUGACAUGACCGGGGAGACUGGGACACUUGGUUACAUGGCUCCCGAGGUUCUCAAUGGCAAUCCAUAUAACAGGAAGUGCGAUGUUUACAGUUUUGGCAUCUGUUUAUGGGAGAUAUACUGCUGCGACAUGCCAUAUCCCGACCUUAGUUUCUCGGAAGUUACUUCAGCCGUGGUUCGCCAGAAUCUGAGACCAGACAUACCGAGAUGUUGCCCAAGUUCACUAGCGAACGUUAUGAAGAGAUGCUGGGACGCAAAUCCCGACAAGCGACCAGAGAUGGACGAGGUAGUUUUAAUGUUGGAGGCGAUCGACACAUCAAAAGGCGGAGGUAUGAUCCCCGGUGACCAGCCUCAGGGCUGUCUCUGCUUCCGCAAGUAUCGAGGGCCUUGAGGAUUAUUCUUCCUUCUUGGUGCUCAGAUAAACAACUGGUUUAGUGGUGUAUAAGUAUAUGAUUAUUCUUAGGAUCGGAAACGAUCCAAUCUGUAUCUAUGAUGACAAAGAUUAGAGUUUGGAUAUGUCAGAAACAAGUGGUGAAGAUUGCUGCUUUGUAUACACUGAAGAAAAACCCGAAAAAUACAUCUCGCAUUUUCUGAGGAUGUAAUGCCUUUGUUAGAAUUUCUUUUCUUGUCCUUUUUGUUUCCUUACCACCUCUUUUGUAAGAUUUUUCAUCACAUACAACAAUACUAUUGUAAUCAAAGUUGACCUUACCAUCUGCUCUCAAGGACUUGCUCUUUGCCUACUUGUGAAGUUCUUCUCCAAGGAAUUCAUUUUGCGUAAUUCGAGCACCUGAAGGUG
This is a messenger RNA of Morus notabilis, 1899 nucleotides long. Its product is annotated as serine/threonine-protein kinase STY13. Bases 319 to 1494 code for a protein of 391 amino acids. The record is from RefSeq and is a predicted model, not a curated record. The transcript is spliced from 6 exons. Gene Ontology annotation, biological process: protein phosphorylation. Gene Ontology annotation, molecular function: ATP binding; protein kinase activity. Gene Ontology annotation, cellular component: plasma membrane. Lineage: Eukaryota; Viridiplantae; Streptophyta; Magnoliopsida; Rosales; Moraceae.